UCAUGGAGCAGUUCAACCCUGCACUAGAGAAUCUGGUGUACCUGGGCAACAAGUACCUCCGGGCCUUCCAUGCUCUGUCCGAGGCAGCUGAGGUGUACUUCAGCGCCAUCCAGAAGAUUGGGGAGCAGGCUCUGCAGAGCUCCACAUCACAGAUUCUGGGUGAGAUCUUGGUUCAGAUGUCAGACACUCAGCGGCACUUGAACUCAGACCUGGAGGUGGUGGUAAGUAUCAGGCCCCAGGGCCAGAAUCACUCAAGCAGAUGGGCUGCGGUUCAAGAACGAGGGCCCAGAGGCUGAGGAGACAGUCUCAGGUGGUAAAGUGCUUGCUAUGCAAGCCUGGGCCUCAGGUCAGAUCCUGAGCACCAAAUGGUGGCACAUGUCUGUAAUCCCAGCACCAGGAAAUGAAGACAGGAGGACCCUAGGGCUUGCUGGCCAGACAGUCUUGUGAGUCAGUGAGCUGUGAGUGGGUGAGAGACCCUGCCUUGAAAAAAGUAAGGUGGCAAGCCAUGGAGGAAGCCACUAGCUGUCGCUCUCUAGCUUUCACAUAUAUGUACACACACAUGUUC
Molecule: messenger RNA, 565 nt
Organism: Cricetulus griseus (Chinese hamster)
Lineage: Eukaryota; Metazoa; Chordata; Mammalia; Rodentia; Cricetidae
Source: RefSeq, a predicted model, not a curated record